AUAACAGCACCGUAAUGGCUUACUCCUUGCAGUCAUAACACAGCGAAAACGAUGUUUUCCAAAAUCUUCAGAUUUGGACACAGAAAACAGGCGAAAAAAGUCCACGUUUCUGACAGUGAUGAUGAUUCUUGGCUUGAAAAUUUUCACCUAAUCGAAAGAGGACUACCAAAUCUCGAUAAAUCUCAAGUUCGAGUGUUGGUGUACAAAGACCACGACAAGAGAGGAGAUAAGUUUGUUCUCUUUGAUUCCAAAACUGAUAUACAAGAUGAAACAGAACAGCAAUGGAGUGGAGCCACUCGUCCUACGAGGAAACGAGUCAGCUCCGAUGCUCAGCUGCUGGGAGAAAUGAUAUUUGGGUCAGUUGAGAUGACUUACAAAGGGCCGACAGUUAAAGCUCAUUCAAUCAGGAACCCUCCACAACUACUUCUGACCAAAGUGUUCGCCUUGAACAGACCCAGAGCAUCGCAACAUGGUGGCAGCCCAACAUCCAACCGUUCAUCUGAAAGUUUACGGUUCAGCGAAUCCAUGUCUAGUGUUUCCUCUUUGGCCUCCCCUGUCACAAGCUCAGAUAAUGAAGAGAGUUCAGUUGUGGCACAAUCGGUCCCAGUCCCUGGAAAUUUCAAAUCCUUGCCACGAACACUUCAACUUCAAAACUUUGCCGAAGGACUUUCAAAUUCCAUGUCAGACACCAGUCGCUCGCUGACAUUCCCAAGAACCUCGUCUGCCAACACCAGCACCAGUUAUCAAAGACGAUGGAUGCGAAACCAAGUGACACGUAUGGAAUAUGGCUGCAGCAGACGAAACGAAAGCUUCAGCGAGGAGAUGUCAAUGAGAUCAAGACGUCGACCUAAAAUUGGAAUUGGAGUCUUAUUUACACUCUGGGAAGACAAGAACUCGUCGGAGGAAUGCAACAGACUGUUUCAAAAUUUCGUUUUCUCUCAUUUCCCUCUGUUCGAGUCCCACAUUCACCGCUUAAAGAGAAUGGUCGAAAAAGCCUUACUACCCUCGGUCCAAAUGUCUGGAAGUUCUCAAGAUGCUCUUCUGAAAAUUGCCGCCAAUACCUUUGCUGAAAAUAUCCUCAACCUGUACUACGCGCCAAGAAUCAGGAACCCACUAUGGUUGACGAUGCUAUCCGAACCUGAUCAAUGCAACACAAUAUGCGAAGAUCUUGUGCCUCAAAUCGUAAACGCUGUUGAACUGUACAAUACAAAACAAACAAAUUAUUUCUUGUCUACGUUGUUGACCGCUGUUUUGACGUUUCAUGUUGCCUGGGUAACCACAGUGACACCGUCAUCUGACGUGGCAAGGCGAGCGUACCUGGACAAGCAUUCUUCUGAAACACUUAAUGUCCUUGGGGAAUCACAUCCAUACAAUCCUCUGUGGGCACAGUUGAGUGAGCUCUACGGGGCUUGUGGCAACCCAACCAAAAUGGCAAGAACAGUUAUCCUCGGUCAAGACCAGCAAAUUGUCACUGUAGUUCUACACAUCCUCUCAUACUUCAUACGCUGUAGCGAAGUCUUUGAACAGCCACUGGAACAAUCGCCCAGCCAUUUGACUGGUUACCUUGACUCGCUUGAAUGCCAGUCGAGAGCCAACGAAUUGGAAAGAGAAGACGAAACGCAAGUUAGACCAAAAUGUGACACAAUCGUCGAAAACUCUGAGGAAGUUAUAACAGAACCUAAGCGAAGCUCCCAAGAGGAGAUUUUGAACAAAUAUUCUGCACUUAUAUCGCAGAGUUCAACUAGUUAUUUACAAGUGCCUUCCGAGAAAUUACCGAUGAAUUCCAACAAUGGUAUCGGGUGUUCCGAAGUCUCGGAUUGUCCGGAGGAAAAUGUGGAAAUUUCUGAGAAUUCUCAAACGAAGUUACCUACGGAAAUUGUCGACUCCUGUGGUGAAGAUUCCGGAAUUUGCUCGACGGAUUUUGAUAGCUCGAUGGAGGUACCCAAAAAUGAUACAAAUUCCGGGAAUUGUGUGCGCAUUUCUAGGAAUUUCUCAAACGGGGAUUUGAAAGAUUCUGAUAAUUGUUUUAACGAUUCUAUAAAUUGUCGGACGAAAUCUGAACAAAGUUCGAAAAAUCUCCUGUGUAAUGGUGAAAUACCAGUUCAAGAUUGCAGGAAUUUAUCCGGAGAUUUGAAGAAGUGUUUGGAAAAUUGUCGCGAUUGUACUGACGAUUCUAGACGAACAAACGAAGAAAAGGGAUCGGUUAACUCUUUAACGUGUUCGGACGAAAGGUUAUGUGAAGAAUGUGAAAAUGUUGAUUUAAGAAGUGAACUUUCCGGCGAUAUUUCACAAGAAAUAAAUGAACAUUUGUGCCAUUGUAAUGGCGUGUGUAGAGGAAACACGAAAGAACACAAAAUGUGGACGUCUUUUUUAAGAACAUCCUGUUGUAACAGAAACGCGAGGAGUCUGGACAGACGCUGUUUAUCAGCGAAAUCUUUUGACGAAACUUUGAACACAAAAUCCAGAGAGGCUCGAAGAUACAGCUCUGAGAAAGAGUCUCAUACCAAAGGUUCAAAAGUUUGUGUUCAAAAGGACGGGAAAAUACUGUCGCUGGAUCGACAAAAUGUUUUAAAUAUGUUUAUAUCGUCUUAUCCACUUUGUCCCUUGUGUAAAGGACAAUUAAACUUUGCCGAACACGAUUUUAAAACUCUCACGAGUCAAUCUAAUGGCUGCCUGUGUCAGGAUUGCGAGAAAAUUAAGUCGUGUCGCUGUCGGGUCGUCGAAACGGAUUUUGGCGAGAACGGUCGUUGCUCGUCGUCAACUACGUUGAAUUCCGAAGGUUACUCGAGCGGGAUCUCGGUGCAAUCUUUCGGAGCUGAACGCGGGUCGUUGAGCAGUCUGUCGACUGAUUCUGGCUUAAAUGAACAUUGUUUGCAGUCUGAUGAAAGUUUUACUGGGAACUUCGGCAUUGAAGAUCAGGCGUGCAUGUUAGAGUUACCGGAGGCUCGACUUGAUGAAGAGUUCACAAAAGAUGAUGUGUCUUGCAAAACCUCUCAGGACUGUCAACUCUUUAGUUUUGGAAGAUCUCUGAUGGCUGGGUAUUGUAAUGAAUAUGUUCCGGACUUUGUUCUUCAUGGUACGGACCGCUGUACAGAAGAGCAGGCGAAGCAAGGCCUGCAUAUAUCACUUGAGGAACCAGUUGUGGACAGUCCAAUAUCCGAAUCUGUCAUCAUUACUGGAGACACAGACAAAUGGGAAUGCACGAUUAAGACACUAUCAAAACAGAGAAAAAGCACUGGAAACCAUCCAAGCGGAAUUCGCUCAAAAAAAGCCGAGCGGUCAACAUUAGUUCACAAUUUUCUCACAUCAUUUUGCGAUCUCUGGGAGUUAAACAUGCCCGCCACAUUUUGUCUGAUGCAUCUCGAGGACAAAAUGAAAGAGUUGUAUCUACGAAGCAAGGUCGUCUCGGAGUAUUUACUCACACAAAAGAAAUAUGUAACAAUGCGAGAUCUUAUGUCGACAUUUGGUUACGGCGAAUGUGACCUCGCAUUGAUAAUGAGCAUUAUUGGAGUGCACUCCCCCCUGGCAGUCUCACGUAUACCACUUCCCUAAACGAGCACAGAAUUCAACAACCGUUCAAGCAAUUUGCAAAAUUCACUGGUGCAUUAAAAACUGUCAUCAACUCUUACACCUAGUAUUCAAUGUCAACAAACUUCAAAAGAUCAUGAUAUAGUCGCACUGAAUGCAAUCGGAAAUUAUAUUCUUUAACAUAUCUGUAAAAUGAUGGGCACAAGAAAUAAGACAAAGUUUAAUAUCUGUGAUCGUUCUUUUAAAU
Dendronephthya gigantea is the source of this 3775-nucleotide messenger RNA. RefSeq names its product folliculin-interacting protein 2-like. Gene Ontology annotation, cellular component: cytoplasm. The transcript has 25 exons. Gene Ontology annotation, molecular function: protein-folding chaperone binding; ATPase inhibitor activity. The coding region runs from base 52 to 3552 and encodes 1166 amino acids. Lineage: Eukaryota; Metazoa; Cnidaria; Anthozoa; Malacalcyonacea; Nephtheidae. The record is from RefSeq and is a predicted model, not a curated record.